AUGACAGUGCAAACCGUAUUCUCCAACUUGGUGAGGGAAGAGCCUGACCCAAUAAUCAAAACCAUGCAACAAUACCACAAGGAUACCAAUCCACAAAAAAUCGAUGUUUCGAUUGGUGUAUACAAGGAUGAAGCAGGUGCAUGUUACGAGUUUCCGAGUAUAACCCAAGCCAAACAGAUCUUGCACGACAAUGAUCCAGGACAUAAUUACACCAAUAUGGCCGGCAUUACCGAUUUUGUUGCUGGCGCACAAAAGCUUGUUUUCGGUGAUGAAAUUGUUAAGCAGGAUAAAUUGGCUUCCAUUCAAGCAAUCUCGGGGACUGGGUCGUUGCAUAUUGCAAUGUUGUUGUACCGCGAAGCAGGCUAUACCAACUAUUACAUAGGGACACCCACGUGGCAAAACUAUCAACCCAUGAUUGAACACAUUGGCGGAAAGGUAACCACCUACAAGCACUAUAAUGAAGAAGCUAGGCUGGUUGAUUUCGACUGUGUUUUGAGUGCUUUAAACUCAGCUCCUAGCAAAUCAGUUUUUCUCUUUCAAACCUGUUGUCACAAUCCAACUGGAGCUGAUUUUACUCGCAAACAAUGGGAACAAAUUGGCUCCAUCAUGCAAAAGCGUCAGUUAUUACCCUUGUUGGAUACUGCAUGUCAAGGAUUUAGUUCGGGGACCCCCGAUCAAGAUGCUUGGCCAAUUCGUUACCUUUACAGUUUGAACUUGGAAUUUAUUGUUUGUCAAUCAUUUUCCAAAAACAUGGGUUUAUACUCUGAGCGUUGUGGAGCAGUUCAUGUUGUGGUUCAGGACAAGGACUUUGUACCCAAUGUUCAAAGCAACUUAGUUGCUCUCUUCCGUCAUGAGUGUUCAUUUGCACCAGCUUUUGGUGCUAGGUUGGUCGCUAUUAUACUCAAUAACGACAAGUUGAGGAACCAGUGGUUGAAUGAGUUGUAUGAAUCGACUAUGAGAUUGAAACAUUCGCGUCAACGCAUUUUAGAGAAAUUGACUCAAUUGAAGACCCCUGGUGAUUGGCGAAAUGUCGUUGAACAGAAUGGAUUAUUCUGGUACUCAGGUUUAACAAAAGAGCAAAACGAACAAUUGAUUGAGAAACACAAUGUUUACUCAACAACCAUGGGUAGAGUCAAUGUUGCUGGGUUGAAUAAUAAGAAUAUAGAUUAUUUCUGUUUAGCUAUUGAUGAUGUGGUUAGAAACACAUAA
Molecule: messenger RNA, 1209 nt
Organism: Lodderomyces parapsilosis
Lineage: Eukaryota; Fungi; Ascomycota; Pichiomycetes; Serinales; Debaryomycetaceae
Gene: AAT22
Product: Aat22p
Exons: 1
Coding region: 1-1209 (402 amino acids)
Biological process (GO): L-aspartate biosynthetic process
Cellular component (GO): cytosol
Molecular function (GO): L-aspartate:2-oxoglutarate transaminase activity; pyridoxal phosphate binding
Source: RefSeq, a predicted model, not a curated record